AUGCACCAGUUCCAUGCUCAUGCUCAGUUCGUUGGACUGUUGCUUAUCGCUGCAAAAAAGGAUUUUGUCGAUCUUGAGAGCUGCGGUUUCCCGUCCUCUCUCGACAUCACAUAUUCGGGAGAAGUUACAUAUUGUCUUUGGGACAAUUGUCAUCAUGAUUUUUCGGAUCCUCUGGACUUGUUUACUCACGUCAUGAUGCAUGUCGACUUCCUCGGUAGCGACGACAAAGUUAAGGACGACAACUUUCGAUCAGCAGCACAAUUCAAAUGUUCUUGGGAAAAUUGCUUCCGACACUUUGAGUCUAAAGGAGAUUUGAGGCUCGUUCUGCAAAGGAAAAAAGGAUACUGA
Molecule: messenger RNA, 348 nt
Organism: Strongylus vulgaris
Lineage: Eukaryota; Metazoa; Nematoda; Chromadorea; Rhabditida; Strongylidae
Source: the annotation of a GenBank genome assembly